This is a messenger RNA of Daldinia decipiens, 2224 nucleotides long. Its product is annotated as HET-domain-containing protein. The record is from RefSeq and is a predicted model, not a curated record. NCBI's taxonomy places the organism in Eukaryota, Fungi, Ascomycota, Sordariomycetes, Xylariales, Hypoxylaceae. The transcript has 3 exons. Bases 197 to 2035 code for a protein of 612 amino acids.
GGUCAAGGUAAAAUAUUACAGGUCAAUAAAUCGGCAAUAACUUUCCCUACCGGGAAUACUACGCGAUGCGGGCCUCUUGGGGGCUACACAACCUGGAUGCCUCGGGUUUCACACUGCGGCGCUGAUAGGAAUCAAUAAUUAUUUCUAGCUGAACCCAUCCAUACGAUCAUAAAACAUCAACUACGACGCGUCGAAAAUGGAUUCAUGUACUACAUGCCGCAACCUAGAGCCAUUACCGGGACUUUCUGGGGGAUUCAUAACCGGUGGCAGGGGUCAUGAGCUGGAGAGUUCAGCGCCCACCUGUCAGCUAUGCUCGAUCCUUUGGGAAGGCCUCCAGGCGUUCUGCCUGGCGAGCCUGGAAACAAUUCAUUGGAUGGUAUUACAUCAGGAAGAAGACCUAUUCCGCCUUCAGUAUAAAUUACCCGAAAGCGAAAAAUGGGUAGGCCUUCAUUACUAUACUAAGGACGCACACGAUCCGCUAUCUGGUAUUUUCAAACCGGCCAGCGAUCUUGAACCAAAUACUGCAUCCGAGAAAUACCUUGAUCAAAUGAAAGGGUGGAUUGACUAUUGCAACGAAAAGCAUGAUAUCUGUAGGAGUCGCCUGAACACCUAUCUUCCCACUAGAGUACUAGAUGUCUUACGGGAUCCCGAUUUUGUCUUUGUAUACGAGCCAAUUGAUACCGAUAAAGGCCCUUACAUAGCUCUGAGCCAUUGUUGGGGAGGGGCUGUCUCCUCCAUAACAACGACCGAGACACUGAACGAGAAGAAAGACGGAAUAUCAGUCGAGUCGUUACCGAGAACUUUCCAGGAUGCAAUAUUCGUUACUCGAAAGCUCCAAUGCCGUUAUCUUUGGAUCGAUUCCCUUUGUAUUAUACAGGACAGUCUUGAAGACUGGAAGAAUGAAGCAUCGCGCAUGGCAGACGUGUACGGCAAUUCGUAUGUGACUAUCGCGGCAACGGCAUCAGCUGAUAGUAAUGGUGGCUUAUUCUAUCGGCACGAUAUACUGGAUGCUCGACAUACCGCUAAGCGCUGCACUGAAGCAGGACAGCCCGUUAUUGUGAAUGUGCGUCCAACGUUGGAGCAUACACCGUACUUUUUCAGCACCCCUUACGGCCUAGAUCCAUCAAGGAGGGCGCCCCUACUCGAACGAUCUUGGUGUUUCCAAGAGUAUCUCCUAUCCCCACGCGUAUUAUCGUUUACGCAGUGGGAGAUACUUUGGGUAUGCCUAUCUAAGCGGUCGUGUAACUGCGGGACGUAUAACGAGAACAUACGCGAGAUUGUCUCCUCCAGUGACCUAAAGGCUAGGUUUGACUCCCAGCUUCUCAAAAGCUCGUCAAAGGAAUUACGCCUGCUGUGGGGAAAUAUAAUAGAAGCGUAUCUACUAAAGGAUGUAACAUACGAUACGGACAGAUUGCCUGCUUUGGCCGGAAUAGCACAGCUCUUCUACGAAAGGGGUCUUGGUCGGUAUGUAAAUGGUUUAUGGGAGACAAGUUUACUUUCCUACCUAUUUUGGGGAGUCAAUUGGUUGUUUGUCCAGAGCCAUAAGGUCAUUGCUAAACGAAAUACCGAUAAAGAGGUUCCAUCGUGGUCAUGGAUAUCGGUGUCCGGGUCAUUUGACGCGUCUAAAGCAGCCGUUGAGGGUAUCGAAAUACUUCAUAUCUCGUAUAUUCCAGAAGUGUCCAGGCCUCUUGCAGAGGUCUGUGCUAAAAAUAUAACUAUUCGAGGGUUAUUAUACCAGGCUCGUGCCUGGGUUCCAUCCGAUUAUAUAACGGGAAAACUCGGCAUACUCGACCCUCGGCGGUUCGUUCAAGUCGCAGAAACUCGAGAGGAGGAUUGGUAUGUCGACGUAACCUCGGAAUUAACAUGUGGAGCUGAAAGCCCAAUGGAUGUUUAUAUUCUUUGUGGUACAAAGGGCCCAGGACUCGUCCUUCGUCUUGUUGAAGAGGCGGAGUCUAUAUAUCGGAGGUUAGGUAGGAUAAAUAGGGUUCCGCCUAGAUUAAACGAACAGAAGCCUACGGUUAUUCAAUUAGUAUGAUAGCUUGAGCAGUAAUUCUAACCGAAAAAAAAGGAUAGUGGAACUCUUUGGCGUAAAGGAUAGGCAAGACUUUGAGUGAGGUUCCCAUAUAAUAGCGAGAGGUUUGAAAUACGUAGAGCAAAUAUACAGAGAAAACCAACAUCAGAUCCAUUCCCGUGGACCAGCUAUUCGUCACCAGGCAUAGCCUAG